Messenger RNA from Dimorphilus gyrociliatus, 2016 nucleotides. NCBI's taxonomy places the organism in Eukaryota, Metazoa, Annelida, Polychaeta, Dinophilidae. The record is from the annotation of a GenBank genome assembly.
ACGUGAUACGAAAAUAAUGAAUAUUUCGUUUACAAAUUCUAUACUUUGAAUAAACUCAAAAGUCAUUAACUAUUAUCUCUUCACAAAUUGUAACUAAAGAGGUCUUCUGUGGGUAAACAUUUUGGAGGUUCUAUGUAUCUUUGUCUCAUAAAAAGAAAGCCCAUAGAUAUCGAGCUUUGAAAAAGAUACUAUAUCAUUAUGGGCGAUAAUAUAAAUGAGGAUGAAUGGGAGAAAAGCGAAUGUAUUGUAUCCGAAUUUUUCAUAACAGAUAGUCAUGGUAGUCCUUUAAUAUUCAAGGUAUCGAAGCCUAUUAAUAAAUGUUAUGCAUUUAUAUAUUGGAGAUUUUCACGUGUAACAGAGAUAUCGUCCAGAUAUAGAAGAAGAUUCCAUUAGUAUUUUUUCAUCUGUUUUACAAGAAAAGAAAUGGCAAGAUCUAUUUGCCCCCCAGCUUGCUAAAUAAUGUUUACAAAAAGUCUUAUCCUGCUGGUAGAUGUAUAAUAUAGGGAAUUUUAGUAUUUUCAAAUAUGAUAUAGUUUUAUAAUAAGGAAAACAUAGCAUUUUAUAAACUUAAGAAACUUUCGGUGAAAAUCAAAGUAAAUUAGUAUGGUUAAACUCUCGUUUAAAUGUUUUAUUCGAAAAAGAAAACAAAAAAAAAUCCUAUUUUAUUAAUUGAAAGUUAUUAGCUUUCCCAGAGAAUCAAUAUUUUGAAAGUCAGGAUUUGAUAUAACGUUUAAGCUUAUGACAUUGAUUGGUUAAUGUCAACAUAAUAAAUUAGCCAAUUGUUUAAUCAACUGUGGGGUUAAUAGUGAAGCAGAGAAGGAACUUCUAGGUUCGGAUUGCAUGGUAAAAAAUGGUGUGCAUUUGACAAGUUUGGAAAAGGAAGGAGUAUUUUUCGUCUUGGUGUCCAAAAAUAAUGGCUACGCCUUUAUAUCUCAUUUGCUUCUACAUAUAGCUCAUCUGGUAAAAGAAUUUUGUGGAAGUGUUUGUGAGGAAGCAGUCAAAGCCAAUUGGAUGUUAAUAUACGAAAUACUAGAAGAAAUCAUAGAUAGUGGCUACGUGCAAAUAACGAGCGUUGCGAGGUUAAAACCUCUUAUUCAAGCUCAACCCAUUCUCAUUCAUCCAAAAACGACUCAGUACGGCUUCUUCGGUUUGGAAAAAACUACCGAUUAUAAUGCCGAAUCAAAACCCGUGAUACAACCAGCCUGGGAGCAGCUUCAGAGGAAGAAUGACGUAUACGUGGACGUAAUAGAAAAAAUGAAUUUGGAGAUGGAAAGAAAUGGCACAGUAAAAUCUUCUAACAUCCGAGGGUUGAUCAAAAUGAAAGCGUUCAUAGAAAAGCAAACAGAUAUUAAACUGACGUUUCAAACGCCCAUAGACGUAGAACAGGAAGGCGAUUUACGUCAACUAUUUAAUACAAAUCGAAUAAGGCUGAGCGAAAUUAAAAUAAACGAUUGUGUAAGGGAGAACGAUUUAGAGAAUAAGAGAACGUGUAUAGUCAGACCUAAAGAGGGAGAAUUUACAAUAUUGGAGUAUAAGCAAGAACGCGAAUUCGGGCACAUCGUACCAAUUCGAGCGUCUCUUACGUGUCGCGAAAACGAUUCGUCGGCGUACGUUCUCGACGCGACCUUGAGCCUUCGUUUAAUUGCCGUCAUUAACACGGCACUCGAAGCUAUUAACGUGACCGUACGAAUAGCCGUUCCGGCUUUGGUCGAAAAUGCUUCUAUCUAUUCGCCUAAAAAUUUACCGAAUGGAUCUUUUGACUUUGACCGACGGACUAGCAUCGUCAAGUGGAAGGUAAAGAGGAUAAAGGCUGGCGAAGAAUGUCUAUUACCCUUCAAACUGCACUAUUCGGAUGAGCGACCAAUAAAAGAGGAUAUGGGACCCAUUUACGUCAACUUUGAAUUGUCGGGAUUUACCUGCUCUGGAAUUCGAGUAACGAGCAUGCAACUUGGAUCGGAAUCGAUUCGCUCUUGGAUUCGGCACGUCACUCUCGCAGACGAUUACCGAAUAAUUUAA